UGGUGAAUUUGUAGAAAGGAUCCCUUUCCCUGAACAGCCGAACCAAACAACACCAUCUGAAGGGCUGACCGCCGCUGCAAAACCACAACCAUGAACGGAACAGAGGGGCCAUUUUUCUAUGUCCCUAUGUCCAAUGCCACCGGCAUUGUGAGGAGCCCUUAUGAAUACCCGCAGUACUACCUUGUCAACCCGGCGGCGUACGCGGUCAUGGGCUCCUACAUGUUCUUUCUCAUCAUCACCUGCUUCCCCAUCAAUUUCCUCACACUCUACGUCACCAUCGAGCACAAAAAGCUGAGAACCGCCCUGAACUACAUCCUGCUCAACCUGGCUGUGGCCGAUCUCUUCAUGGUAAUCGGUGGCUUCACCACAACUGUUUACACUUCAAUGAAUGGAUAUUUCGUCUUCGGAAGAGUGGGCUGCAACCUCGAGGGCUACUUUGCGACUCUCGGGGGUGAGUUGGGCCUUUGGUCCCUGGUUGUCCUGGCUAUUGAGAGGUGGUUGGUCGUCUGCAAGCCUAUCAGCAACUUCCGCUUCACCGAGACACAUGCCAUCAUGGGUGUGGCCUUCACCUGGGUCAUGGCAAAUUCUUGUGCCGCGCCCCCUCUGCUCGGCUGGUCCCGCUACAUCCCUGAGGGCAUGCAGUGCUCAUGCGGAAUCGACUACUACACCCGCGCAGAAGGGUUCAACAAUGAGUCCUUUGUCAUCUACAUGUUUAUCGUCCACUUCAGCAUUCCCUUCAUUGUCAUCUUCUUCUGCUACGGCAACCUGCUCUGCGCGGUCAAAGCUGCCGCCGCCGCCCAACAGGAGUCCGAGACCACCCAGAGGGCUGAGAGGGAAGUGACCCGCAUGGUUGUCGCUAUGGUUGUGUCUUACCUAGUUUGUUGGCUGCCCUACGCUGGCACUGCCUGGUUUAUAUUCUGCAACCAGGGGUCAGAGUUUGGCCCCGUCUUCAUGACCAUCCCGGCAUUCUUUGCCAAGAGCUCUGCCCUGUACAACCCUCUGAUCUACAUUCUGAUGAACAAGCAGUUCCGCCACUGCAUGAUCACCACUCUGUGCUGCGGGAAGAAUCCCUUCGAGGAGGAGGAAGGAGCCUCCACCACCGCCUCAAAGACCGAGGCGUCCUCUGUGUCCUCCAGCUCCGUGGCCCCCGCAUAAACAGGAUGCCACCGAAGGCCCUGCGUUCCAGCGUCCACGAAGAAGACUUCUGCUCCCGGAAAUGACAAAGGCUCACGUCUACAGAAAUAACUUUUUGAAAAUAAUUUUUACAAACCAGUUGUUUCAACCUAAAGACAGUUGUAGAUGGGCAGCCCACUACAAAGUUGUUUCUGUAUAUGUACAGAGAGUCUAACGUAACGAUUUGCAAUUGAGGGAAGAAUCACUCUGGGAACUAACCGAUUUUAAUCUAUUCUGAUUCAGUUUUGUCAAUGUUCCCUCCCAGUUCCACCCCUGUUGAUGUGCAAGAUGUUUUGUCUUUCUUAAGACUGGAAAGAAAAAUAUCUUAAAUCUUUUACGGUUGGAUUCUAUAUGUUACUGGCUUAUUUGUGAAUGUAGAGGCAUGUAAUCAAAGCAAUGUAAUAAAUCGCACUUUGCAAAGACAA
This is a messenger RNA of Esox lucius (northern pike), 1598 nucleotides long. RefSeq names its product rhodopsin. Gene Ontology annotation, cellular component: membrane; photoreceptor outer segment. Bases 91 to 1155 code for a protein of 354 amino acids. The record is from RefSeq and is a predicted model, not a curated record. Lineage: Eukaryota; Metazoa; Chordata; Actinopteri; Esociformes; Esocidae. Gene Ontology annotation, biological process: phototransduction; visual perception; G protein-coupled receptor signaling pathway. The transcript has a single exon. Gene Ontology annotation, molecular function: G protein-coupled receptor activity.